GAUGAGCUCCAAUAUUUGUUUUUAUUUUGUCAGGAGAGGUGGGUUUAUUUCUCUAUUCUCUCCAGACUUUUUUGUUUGUUUGCAGUUUCGUUCAUUCUGUCAAUCAUUUUCUGUACUUAGAAGAUUAUUUUCUGCCCUAUCAUCAAUUCAUGGAAUGACAAAUUGCUUCUUAAGUUUGAGAUUUAUAAAGAAGAACAAGGAUGCAGCCUCCAACUGUCCGUUCCACCACUCAAAGAGUGAUUUUAUUUGUUCGAAGCUCCCACUCAACAGUCUAACUCUAUGAAGAUGAAUAUAUACCGAUGAACUGGGAAAUCAAAUUCUGAUUGUCAAUCAGAGGUUGUGUUGUAGAUAUUGUACAAGAUAUCAGACUGAAAGGAAAGUCUUGUCAGUUUUUGAAAACCGUCAGCUUCAACUCGCGAGUUUUGUGUGGAUCUUAUAAACUCUCAGCCAAUCUUCUCGUUCGAUAAUACUAAUAGUUUGUCAGAUCCUAUUUAAACAGUAGAAGUGAGUAGUGGUUUUGCGUCACGACGGUCCUGAGUCCUACUUCUACGUCAUACAUUCUGCGAUUCCCACGGAGAACAUAGUUAUCUUCGUUUAAAGGCAACUGUUAUGACUUUGACGGUCACAUAAUAAUGUCUCUAGUCUCCAGAGCUUACUUCCUGCAGGCGGCGCACUUCACAUGCUCUACCGUCUAGUUAACUAUAGACCAUCACGUGACAGGCUUAUCCCCAGACCAUGGAUCACCCGUUCCCACGGCCCUCUAACCAGAUCCUAGGUCUGAAGCAAGCGCGUCACGUCAUGUAUCCAUGGUAACGCGAGCAGUAUCACGUGAUCCCCAUAUGACUCGCCCACGUGAUCAGACACGCGCGUUAGUGUGGAACUAAAAACCAGAGCGAGAUAAUUCUGAUUAUUCGCAAGUCAUCUAUACACCGAGUGUUAGAACUUCGAGCUCGCUUUAUUGCACAACCUUGCUAUGUUUGUUAAAUCGGAAGUUGAAUUGAGCAGUUGUGGGGUCCAGUGUUUGCCUGAGGAAAUGAUCAACUAUUCUUGUACCUCACCCGGGAUGCACCCUCCCCCGCGUGUCUACCCUGCAUCUCCAUCCUACACCACCUUCUCCUACCUUCCCUCCCCGGACCACUACAAUCUCCCUCCCCCUGAAUCAGUCAACUCGCCCCCACUUACGCCCCAUUCACACGACGUCUUCUUUCCCGGCGAUGGGAAGUUUUCUUCUGAAGAUAUUUAUGGGAUGCUUAACUACCAUGACACGACAAUGAUGAUGCCAGGAUACCAGUAUAUCCAGGAGACCCUGUUUAGGAGCGACUCUCCGGACAGUUCCCCCGAAGAGCCUGCUUACCGACACUGCUGGGACGAUACGACCGCUGUCUCUAAUAACAUCAGACAGUUUACAUUGCCCCCUCGCAAGUCGAAAUCCAAGAAGAAAAAGGGGUCAACUGUAAUUAAAUCCUUGACUGAUAAACCCCCAUACUCCUACAUCGCUUUGAUAACCAUGGCUAUAAAGAACUCCGAGGAAAAACGGUUGACAUUAGCCGAGAUAUACGAGUUUAUUAUGGAGAAGUUCCCCUACUACAGAGACAACAAGCAGGGCUGGCAGAACAGUGUCCGCCACAAUCUCAGUCUUAACGAUUGCUUCAUGAAGGUGACUCGUGAACCGGGUAAGCCAGGUAAAGGUAACUACUGGGCACUCGACCCUGCUGCUGAAGACAUGUUUGAUAACGGCAGUUUCCGGAGGAGGAGAAAGAGGUUCAAGAGAUUUUCUGCUAGUACUUCUACUAGAGGAGAAAACGCAACAAGUCGUCAGAAGAUUAACAGCAAGGUUUCGGAGUUUGGGACUGAUUUCAGACUAGAGACUGUUAUGGGACAGGUCCCGAACAGUGUACCAGUAAUGGGAGCCUACAUUCCUGAGCAACCAAACUUCUACACCGUCCCCAACCAUUCCCCGUACAUGAUCCAGCAGUACAAAAGACCGGCUAAGCUGGAAUACGAGGGAGGAGAUCAACAGGUGAUGGAUCCGUCAGUCUUCCUGACCACGCCCCCCACCACCCCACCAAACUCCACAUCUACUACCGUCUUCAACAUGUCCCCCAUCAUCCUGUCUAGCAACCCUGAUACUCGGCCCAGAGAUAUGUACUCCCACCAGCUCCCCACAUAUAACCACCCGGAGUGUUCAGAUAAGAGGGACCCCCCCUUUCAGUCCAACAGCGCUCCUCCUGCCUAUAUCUUACAGCAGACCCCCUCAUGAACACCCCGCCCUGCGGAUAUACCCCUCCCUGCUAAUACUGGAGUAAUACUUGCAAUCUCAACACUGUCUUCCAGUUAACUCUUCGACUGUUAAUUGUCUUCCAGUUAACUCUUCGACUGUUAAUUGUCGCGACGUUUUGUCUAAUCAAAUAAGAUUUUCGAGGCUAUUUAUGAAAGUGAAAGUGAACGCGUAUUUUCGAGUACUGUGUACUCAAGAUUUAAAGUGAUGUUAAAUUGAGAUGUCAUCAUAAACCAAGACUUCAGCCUGCUAAUAACUAUUUAAGUCAUAUUUGAAUUUAGUAAAUCGUGCUUUCAACCGCACAAUUUCCUUAUCUUACAUUUAUAAUGCUGUGUGGGUGCGUUAUAUUAUCGUCACGGCAAACAUCCGAUCCAGGCUCCGUAGAACAUUCUGGUAGAUCAUCCAGUUUUUACAACUUCCAAAACCUAUUAAUAAAGCCUAAUUUGUACCCUUAUUUACAUUUCUAUUUUACGCAUUUUUAAUUUACGGGUUAUUAACACCCAUUUGUAUGUUAAAUAUUUCGUAGAACCAUUUUGUAUCAAACAACUCAUUUCAACAUAAUCUUUGCUAUUCCAAUGUUAUA
Bolinopsis microptera is the source of this 2861-nucleotide messenger RNA. RefSeq names its product forkhead box protein D2-like. Gene Ontology annotation, molecular function: DNA-binding transcription factor activity, RNA polymerase II-specific; RNA polymerase II cis-regulatory region sequence-specific DNA binding. Lineage: Eukaryota; Metazoa; Ctenophora; Tentaculata; Lobata; Bolinopsidae. The record is from RefSeq and is a predicted model, not a curated record. The transcript is spliced from 7 exons. The coding region runs from base 974 to 2260 and encodes 428 amino acids. Gene Ontology annotation, biological process: regulation of transcription by RNA polymerase II; cell differentiation; anatomical structure morphogenesis.